AUGAAGGGUGUACAACAUUUUAGUAGAUGGGGCAAGCUUGCCCCUAGGUACAUUGGUCCGUUCUUGAUGUCGAGCAUACACGAUGUGUUUCAUGUUUCUAUGCUUAAGAAGCAUCUACGCAACGAGGAGGAGAAGCGAGUGUUGGACGCACCGGAGGUCGAGAUUCACGAUGAUUUGACUAUGAUUGAGAUUCUGGUAUGCAUUCUUACCAAGGAGAAAAAUAAGCUUAGAAAUAAGAUGAUACACUUAGUUAAAGUUCAGUGGAACCGGAGAGGAACUGAGGAGACUUCUUGGGAGCACGAGGAGGAUAUGCGUCGGGACUUCCCACACCUAUUUGAGCAGGUUGAUCAGAGAUUCGGAGAGCCGCGGGAUGACGGAGUUCUAGCAUAG
Molecule: messenger RNA, 390 nt
Organism: Asparagus officinalis (garden asparagus)
Lineage: Eukaryota; Viridiplantae; Streptophyta; Magnoliopsida; Asparagales; Asparagaceae
Exons: 2
Coding region: 1-390 (129 amino acids)
Source: RefSeq, a predicted model, not a curated record